AUGUCUUCAUCUUCUACUUCCCCUCACCCCGCUGUCACCGUAAAUUCAAUCAAGAACCUUAUCCCAGUCAUCUUGGACAUCGAAACAGGCCAUUACACAACCUGGUCAGAGAUGUUCAAAAUACAAUGCAAGGCACAUCUGGUAUUCAAUCAUCUUCAACCGAAGUCGACUACGGAAACCGCAUCCUCCUCUGACACGAAUAAAGACAAGGAAAAAGAGAAAGAUACCCCUAUCGAGACAUGGGAGCGUCUUGAUUCCAUUGUUUUACAAUGGAUUUACAGCACAAUCUCCACCGACUUGCUACACACUGUUCUUAAACCCGACACCACGGCUUACAAGGCAUGGACUACCAUUGCCAAUAUCUUCCAAGACAAUAAGGCCACCUGCACAAUCGAUCUCAAUAACAAGUUCGCCAACACCCACCAAGACCAAUUUCCAAAUAUGUCUGCCUAUUGCCAAGCACUCAAGGUGAUUUUCGAUCAGUUAACCAAUCCGGGCUCUCCCGUUACGGAUGAACAGUUUGUCCUACACCUUUAUUCCGGUCUGACUGAACAAUAUGAGAACACUGCAUCGGUUAUACAACAGAUGAAGCCCCUUCCGGACUUUUACGACACCCGCUCACGCUUGUGUAUGGCCGAAUCAAGAAAGCUUAGUCAUGUCCGACACGCAGCCCAGUCGGCUGGUACGGCACUUAAUGCCACCAUUGAACCGCAACAGAAAGACAACCGGGACAGGGCAGACUCACAGGUUGAAGGACUAGGCCGGCGCUUCCAGAUAAUUGAGAGGAAGUUUCUGUUGGUGCACAAUUAUAUGUUGUUUGGUGUUUAUGAGAGGGAGUCAUGUGUUGAUACACAGGUUUUUGAUAUGUGA
Messenger RNA from Helianthus annuus (common sunflower), 870 nucleotides. RefSeq lists its product as uncharacterized. The coding region runs from base 1 to 870 and encodes 289 amino acids. The record is from RefSeq and is a predicted model, not a curated record. Lineage: Eukaryota; Viridiplantae; Streptophyta; Magnoliopsida; Asterales; Asteraceae. The transcript is spliced from 3 exons.